AUGGAGGACGUGGUCGCGCUGAGCUUUCUGGCGGGGAACGACUUCCUGCCCACGCUGCCCUGCGUGGAGGCGGGCAAGCGGCCGCCGUCCGAGUGGGAGCGGCUCACUGCGGCGGGCGACGGCGUCUCCCUCGGCGAGCUAGCGCAGGCGCGCCGGGCCGAGUCCCUGACAUGCCCGGGACAUGCGGCUGAGGGGCGGCCACCCCCCGUGGACGGGUGGGAGGGCGACGCGGGCAAGCGGCUUCGCGGGCGGGUGGCGGCAGACUUUCUGGAGGGGGUCGCGUGGACGUUGCGGUACUACUACGAGGGGCCGGUCGGCCACCACGGCUGGGCGUGGUUCUACCGCUGGCCGUGCGCGCCGCUAGCCGUCGACCUCGCGAGGGCGAUGCCGCGCCCGCUGCCGCGGCGCGUCGGCGCGGCGCUGCCGUGCGUGACGCCGCUCGAGCAGCUAGGGAUGGUGCUGCCGCAGCCGUCGAUGCACGCGCUGCCCUCCCCGCUGCGCCAGCUGCCCGAGAUGCUCCCGCUCGCCUUCCCCGACGCGGACGCCUGCCGGCUCGGCGUCGACUACGACGGGAAGCGCUUCCGCUGGCAGGGCACGCUCGCUCUCCCCUUCGUCGAGGCAGAGCAGCUACGCACCCUCUACGAGGCCUUUCGGCCGGCGCUGCAGCCGCACGAGACUGCUCGCGACGAGGUGACGCCCGCGACGCUGUACGUGCGCCCCGAGCUCGCCGCCGCCCUGUCGGCCGUGUCGCCCCCCCACCCUGGGCUCGACGUGCUCGCCGCCGGCGGGCUGCUGCACGCGCGGGUGGACGUGUCCGGCCUGGCCUCCCAGUUCCCCACCUCGUGGGGGGAGGCGCCGCCGCGCUGUCGCUUCUUCCUGGCGGGCAAGUGCGCCAAGGGGAGCGCAUGCCCCUUUUUGCACGAGAAGGGCGCGGCACGGCUCGAGGAGAGGCGGCAGCGGCCCGAGACCCGGGCUGUGUGCCGCGACUUGCCGGCGGCGCUGGAGGCGCUCGCGCUCUGCGCAACCUCCGACGGGGCGGGCGAGGGGGGUCGAGAGGGGCGAGGGGCGGUGCUCAUCAUGCGCGGCCUGCCGGGCUCCGGCAAGAGCUCCGUCUCGCGCGCCGUCACGGAGCUGCUGGCGGCGGAGGGCGGGGCGGUGGCCUGCUCCGCCGACCACUUCUUCGAGCGGGGCGGCGUGCUGAGCGAGGCGGAGCUGGCGGGGCUGGGCGCGUGCGAGCGGUACCGCGCCGCCUUCCGCACGGACCUGCUGGGAGAGGCGCACGCGCAGUGCCGCGCAGCCUUCGACGCCGCGCUGGCCGGCGGCGUGCCGCUGGUGGUGGUAGACAACACUCACAGCCGGCGCGGAGAGUACGACUACUACCGCGCCGCCGCCAAGGAGCGCGGCUACCGCCUCGCCGUCCUCGAGCUGCGCUGCGCGUCGACGGCGGAGGCGAGGUCCUUCCACGCGCGCUGCUCGCACGGCGUGCCGUGGGCCGUGUACGAGUCGAUGCUGCGCCGCUGGGAGGCGGACGAGGGCGCGGUGCUCCUCGCAGCGUCGCCAUCGGUGGCCG
Emiliania huxleyi CCMP1516 is the source of this 1570-nucleotide messenger RNA. RefSeq lists its product as hypothetical. Gene Ontology annotation, molecular function: RNA binding; 5'-3' RNA exonuclease activity; metal ion binding. Gene Ontology annotation, biological process: nuclear-transcribed mRNA catabolic process. NCBI's taxonomy places the organism in Eukaryota, Haptophyta, Isochrysidales, Noelaerhabdaceae. The annotation marks the transcript as partial. Gene Ontology annotation, cellular component: nucleus. The record is from RefSeq and is a predicted model, not a curated record. The transcript is spliced from 10 exons.